Aaosphaeria arxii CBS 175.79 is the source of this 2094-nucleotide messenger RNA. Its product is annotated as alpha/beta-hydrolase. The transcript has 4 exons. The record is from RefSeq and is a predicted model, not a curated record. Gene Ontology annotation, biological process: epoxide metabolic process. Gene Ontology annotation, molecular function: epoxide hydrolase activity. Lineage: Eukaryota; Fungi; Ascomycota; Dothideomycetes; Pleosporales. The coding region runs from base 266 to 1879 and encodes 537 amino acids.
AUGGCGAAAGAUACAUGUUGGAACGGGAAAUCUGGGCUCAAUAGAACCUGAUGCAAGUCCACGCAAGCCGAUUAUUCGAUCUGCAUAAUUUCCCCGUUUCGCAUGUCGUUCAAUACCUGUCAUGCUAUUCGUUUGGCCAUUUGAAAUGGGAUUUGAAAUGAUAUACAACGCCUGGCCUCACCACUGCACGCGCGCAAAUGUGUACCUACUCUGCUACACAUGAUUUGUCUUUCUUUGAGAUAGUUGCCCCCAAUAUUCCGUGUUAAUGGCCAUGUCUGGUACACUCGAGGUUGUACAGGAGGAGCUGGAGGCUAUUCAGCCAUAUAGUAUGCAUGUGUCGUCCAAGUAUCUGGAGCUAACGAGCAAGAAACUGGAGCUUACAAGACUGCCGCGAGAGCUGGAACUCACCGAGUCGCGAAGAUGGGAGUACGGGGUACCGAAAGCGGUGCUUGAACCUCUCUUAGACUUCUGGUUGGAGUCCUACGACUGGCGAACUCAAGAGGCACACUUCAACACUGCACUCCCCCAGUAUCGCACUACUAUUCCAUUACCUUCGUCGUCUCAGUCACAGUCACAAUCGCAACCACAACCACAACCACGAACUGCAUCACAGUUAUUAGAGGAAGGUGCCCCUUCGCUGCGAAUACAUUUCGUACACAAGCGAUCAAAGCACAAGAAUGCUAUCCCGCUACUCUUUUGCCAUACCUGGCCAGCAUCGUUCAUCGAAGUCAACAAGAUAAUCGAUGCUCUGACAGACCCUCAAAGCUUGUCAAGCCUUGGUGCAGGCUCACAGCAGGCCUUCCAUGUCGUUGCUCCGAGCAUUCCAGGGUUUGGCUUCAGCGAUGCAAGUCCUGUAGAAGACUUUGGCCUAUACGAGACGGCGGACUGUUUUCAUGCUGUUAUGAGGAAACUCGGGUACGAGCACUAUGUUGGCCAUGGCACUGGAUGGGGCUUUAACAUAUGUCGCGCAGUGGCUAUCAAUCACCCGCGACAUUGUCUUGCGGUACACACAUGUAAUCCCGCAUUUGCGGAGCCGAACUUCAAACGCAGCCCAUCAGCCUGGGCAAAGUAUCGAGUUGCCAAGUGGACGAAGGCCAGAAUCGCAGCAUUGAGCUUCGGUUAUGUGCCUUCAGAGCUUCUGCCUACAGAGACCGCCGACUCUUGGGAUCAGGGAAAUCAUCCAUCAAGUUUGCUAGGAAGCAGUAAUUCCAGGGGAGGAGGCGCAACAUUGACGUCUCUGUACGCACUACGACCUCAGACAUUGGCCUUCUCCCUCUGCGACUCGCCAAUCGGGCUGCUUGCAUGCCUUCUGGAUAUCAUACAUAGAAGAACCCCCUCUGACUCGCAUCCCGCCCCGCGAUCUCGAUCGCCCUUCCUCUCCCCGUCCGAAUUGGAACUGCAGGAUGGCGAGGCGCAUUCUGCAGCAAACGGAUCCCACACACCUACCGACCGCACAACCGAACGAACCCACCACGACGACAGCGACCUCCUUACGAAAACUUCCAGCUGGUCGCCCACUGAGAUGCUCAAUUGGACGAUGCUCACAUGGCUGCCCGGCCCUGAAGCGUCUUUACGCUGGCUUCGACGCGCAACACUCGACAGCAAUCCAACGUCACGGUUCAGUACGUCGUACUGCCCAGUACCACUCGGCAUAUCCUCCUUCCAAAGAGGCAGUGGUGGCAGUGGGCGGGAUCCAGGAAGCACACCGCUGAUGUGGGGUGCGGCGUCCUGGCACAUCGCAUGGGUGAAGCGACAUCAACGAGCAGCAUGCCUAUCGCCAGCUUGGGAAGCGCCGGACCAGCUUGUGCUUGACAUGCGUGAGUGCUUCGGCACUUUCAGGUCGAACGGGACCGUCAACCUUCCUGUACAGGAAAGCUAGGAGCGGAAUGGGAGGGAGAUGAUAAAAACUGUGGAAAGCUGCUAUAGGUAUAUUGAGCAUUUGCUAUGCGUUUUAUGCAUAUCGAUCAGGCCUGGGAGGUUAGUUCCCGCGGUAGCGUGUGCAGGGCAUCGAACUCGGAGAGGAAGGACAUGCAGGAAUUGGGUAAUGGCAGUGGUGAAUCGGGGAUGCGGAGGGAGAGAUGAGAGAAAAAGUUU